Molecule: messenger RNA, 906 nt
Organism: Telopea speciosissima
Lineage: Eukaryota; Viridiplantae; Streptophyta; Magnoliopsida; Proteales; Proteaceae
Product: DUF724 domain-containing protein 5-like
Exons: 4
Coding region: 64-906 (280 amino acids)
Source: RefSeq, a predicted model, not a curated record
AGAUGUCUGCUGCUGCUAUCCCAACCACAGGAGGUAAAGAACCUGAUUUAUUAGGAGUGGUUGAUGAAGCUGUUCAAAGAGCACUUGAAGUGCCAGUGGAAGAGAAAGGGAGACUGUCAACAGAGGCUGCUGCACAAAGUAUUGAGAAGGGAAAAGAAAAGAGAGGAAGACAAGAAAAAACAACUUCAGAUAUCGAAGUUCCUCCUCAAGGAGUUUCGAUUGAUAGCCAGCUCAUAUCCCUACCCAACCGGGGCAAUGCCACCUAUCCUGGAACUCCUUGAUGCUCAGAUGUCUAUGGUGCCAGUCGAGAAUCAAGGUCUGCUUUUCUUCCAGAGUUCGCGAGUCUGGGAGAAAGUUGAGUCCAUGGAAGCUUUUCAACUACUGCCACAAAGACCACAUUUUAGUACCCUAGAUCAGUAUAAUGAAGAGUUGCGUGAAGGACUGGCUAUAGGGUACAUGGUGGCCUUUGCAAACUUGGUGGAGAAGACGUGCAAAUCACAACUUGAUGACCCAAGGAGCAGGCUAGAAAACAAACUGAAGGCUCUUGUAGAACUGGAAACUCUUGGAUUUCAAGCUAAUCCAGUGAAGGCUCGACUGCAGGAGUUGCUAGACAUUAAAGAUAGGCAAGUGAAGCUCAAGGAACAUUCAAGGGCAGUUGAAUGUCAGAUAGGUGAGAAGAAGCAUGUGAGCAGUACAAUUGAUGCUGAAACUGAUGAGAUAGAUAAAAAGAUGAAGGAGCUACAACAAUCUCUAACCAUGCUGAACAAGAAAAGGGCAUCUGUGAUGGCACAGAAGGAGAUCAAAUGUUCCAAUAUUGAUGCAAUGGAAAGGGAGGUGGAUCUGAUAAAGAAAAAGGUUCUGAAAGGUAAACUUGAAUUUGAUCACGCAAUAGCUACUUCUUGGUGA